GGCUCGGUUUUUGGGGAAGCCCCCAACGCGGGCAUCCUCCUGCAUGACGUGGGGCUGGCAAACAGCCCUGGGGAGCGAAACACCCUGAGCCCUCCCCACUCGACCCUGGCCCCGGCCACAACGGUCCCUCUCCACCCUUGCAGAGCGACCUGGGCGGGAAGAAGAUCCUGCAGCGCAAGUGGACGUCCUUCAUGAAAGCCCGCCUGGUCUGCUACAUCCCCUACUACGAGGUGCUGCGGAGCGUGUGCAGCCUGGACAGGGGCGGCUGGCCCAGCACCGUCUUCUACGCCGCCUUCACCCUCUCGGCCCAGUGGAGGACCAUGGAGGCCUCGGCCGUGUGCCGCUACAGCAUCUCCGAGGUGCAGCGAGCCUUCGAGGGCCCCUACAUGGAGUACCAGGACUCGGCUCGCAAGUGGUCCCGCUAUGACGGCAGGGAGAAGACGUGGAGGCACAUGGUGGCAGGGUGA
Struthio camelus australis is the source of this 467-nucleotide messenger RNA. NCBI's taxonomy places the organism in Eukaryota, Metazoa, Chordata, Aves, Struthioniformes, Struthionidae. The record is from RefSeq and is a predicted model, not a curated record.